AUGGAGAACUUACCUGCAGGGGCAAUGAGAACUGGUGCGAGUUUCUUGUUGAGAGUGAGUCAGGUCGUCUGCUCCGUCGCCGCCGUGCUAUUCAUGUGCGCCGCCGCUGGGCUUCUGGUCAUUGUGAUGGGGGCGCUGAUACCCUGGAGCGUCACGAUGGCAGUUGUAGACGCUUUCCUCGUCUUCAUCCGGGCUCUAGCUCCCCGACCAAGGGUAAUUCUGAUGGUCGUUAUAAUCGAUUGGAUACUCGCAAUGCUGUCGCUUGCUGCUUCCUGUGCAGCAGCUAGCACAGCAGAUUUCCUGUAUCCCCGCCACGACAGCUCCAACGAUACAACAUCGUGGAGCCCUCAUUGCAUCUCGGCUGUUGUAACCUUGCUGUGUUUUGCAUCAAUGUCAGAAGUUCUUAGGAGAGAUUCUGUUGGUAUUUUUCGGAAGAAGAAGAAGAAGCUCUGA
Messenger RNA from Ipomoea nil (Japanese morning glory), 453 nucleotides. Its product is annotated as CASP-like protein 5C1. The transcript is spliced from 4 exons. The coding region runs from base 1 to 453 and encodes 150 amino acids. Gene Ontology annotation, cellular component: membrane. NCBI's taxonomy places the organism in Eukaryota, Viridiplantae, Streptophyta, Magnoliopsida, Solanales, Convolvulaceae. The record is from RefSeq and is a predicted model, not a curated record.